GAGAGAGGGAUGGGUGCAUUUUGCCCUCCCUCGCUCCACAGCACUCCCCUCCCCUUAGGCAGUGGUUUAGCCCGCUGCGUUCACAGCCUCUGUUGUUGUGCAGAGCUGCAGAAGGGCCUGCCGAGCCAACCACUGCGCUGAGAGAGAGAGAAAGAGAGAAAGAGAGUGAGAGAGAGCGCAAGCAGCAGCAGCAGGCAGACAGCGUGAGGGAGUUCCAACCGUUCAUUUCAUCAUCAACCAGGAAACAAAUGACAGCAGCAAAGGGCAGCAGAGGACGACAACGUCAGAAGGAGGAAUAAAAAGAAGAAAGAAAUCCUCCGAGCCUGGAAAAAGAAACAGUGAAAGGAGAGACUGAGUAAAGAAAGGAAGGAAGGAAGGAGGGAGGGAGAGGGGUGAGGAGGGGCUCCUCACGUCGUCGGAGUCUCCUCGCUCACACGCAGCAAGAUUUGGCAUUCUCUGGAUCGCUUCUCUUUCUUCGUUUGCCCUCCAUCCUCUCAUUUUCUUUGAGAAAGAGGGGAGAGGAGGAGGAGGAGGAGGAGGAGGCAGCCCCCCCCACGCCUCCCGGCUGAGACGAACAGCACAGAGAGGAGGUGAAGAGGGGGAGACGCUAAGGAGAAGGAGAGACGGAUAGAGACAGAUAGAGAGAGAAAGAGAGCGUGGUUUUAUUCGUUCCUUGUUGCCUCUGUCGUUCCUUUGGGAGCGAGCGGCUGGAAGCCUCCGCUCAUGUCCGUCAACUCGGAAAAAUCCUCGUCCCCGGAAAGGCCUGAGACACAGCAGAAAGUCCCAUCCGCUCCACCUCCGCCUCCCCCUCCGCCCCCCCCACCUGAGCCAGUCGCACCCCCAGAGCCAGAGGAGGAGAUUUUGGGCUCUGACGAUGAGGAGCAGGAGGACCCAGCAGACUACUGCAAAGGAGGGUACCACCCAGUAAAGAUAGGGGACUUGUUUAAUGGGAGAUACCAUGUGAUUCGAAAGCUAGGCUGGGGCCACUUCUCUACCGUCUGGCUAUGCUGGGAUAUUCAAGGGAAGCGCUUUGUGGCGAUGAAGGUGGUGAAGAGUGCUCAGCAUUAUACAGAAACGGCACUGGACGAGAUCAAAUUACUCCGAUGUGUACGUGAGAGUGACCCCAGUGAUCCUAAUAAAGACAUGGUGGUUCAGCUCAUCGAUGACUUCAAGAUCUCUGGGAUCAACGGGAUCCAUGUGUGUAUGGUGUUUGAGGUCCUCGGCCACCAUCUGUUGAAGUGGAUAAUCAAGUCUAACUAUCAGGGCCUGCCUUUACCUUGUGUGAAGAGCAUCAUUAGACAGGUCUUACAGGGUCUGGACUACCUCCACACUAAGUGCAAGAUCAUUCACACAGACAUCAAGCCGGAGAACAUCCUGAUGUGUGUGGAUGAUGCCUUCGUCAGGCGCAUGGCAGUGGAGGCGACAGAGUGGCAGAAAGCAGGAGCGCCCCCUCCCUCAGGAUCUGCAGUCAGCACAGCUCCCCAGCUCAAACCAGUGGGGAAGAUCUCCAAGAACAAGAAGAAGAAGCUGAAGAAGAAGCAGAAGCGACAGGCAGAGCUGCUGGAGAGGCGCAUCCUGGAGAUUGAGGCACUGGAGAGAGAGGCAGAGAAACAGAAGGCCAACGAAGGGAUAAACCCCCCACCAGGGCCUACACUUGCUCUCGGAGAUAGUGAAGAUGAGGACGAUGAAGAUGAGGAGGCAGAGGAAGAGGAGGAGGGAGAUGGAGAGAGGGAGCGACCUGUCAGACUGACCAACCACACAUGUGCAGCUCCUCCAGACCAACAGCAGCAGGAGGAAGAUGAGGACUGUGAGGUGCCUCCCAACGCACAUGUUCCUGACAAUGAAGUCCCCUCAUUUGAGAGAGACACAAACACACCUUCACACGAGCAGGUCAGCAACGCUGCUAAUGAGGAGGAGGAGGAGCCAGAGGAAACAGAAGAAGAGGAGGAAGAGGAGGAGAAAGCAGCAGAGGAGCAGGAGUCUAGAGCAGAGCAGGCAGAAGAAGAAGGAGCAGAGGAAGGCUGUGCCAAAGCUUCUCCUUCUGAUGAGAAGCUGGAGCCAAAGGGGGAGAAGUGCACCAAUGAGGAGCAGCCUGAGCUACCCAAAGAAGAAGAGGGAAGAAGGGGAGAAGAAGGUGACGACGAAGAAGAAGAUGAAGAUGACGACGAAGAUGACGAAGACGACGAUGAAGCAGAGGAUGAAGGACAAGAGCUCAGGAACUCUACAGAGGGUUACAACGAUACCCCGAAAACUAAUGGUCACGUGAUCCUGGAUGCAAAAGACCAUGAUCAUGUAUCAAUCCCUCUGCCCCCAGCGCCCUCUCCCUCCCCCUCACCUCUGCUCUGCCCCCUGGUGGAGUCCGAGAUCAGCACCACUGACCGGGACGCCUCUGACGCUUCCUAUGAGCUGUUUAAUGGUGAGAUGGUUGGUCUCACUAAUGGGGCGAGACACCGAGGCACUGCUCCACGCUUUCCCGAGCUGCCCCUGGACCCUGAACCAGGAGAGUGUGGGCCAGACGAAGGAGAGCCCCCACUGAGCCCAAACGCUGACCGCAGCCGCACAGUCUCAUCGUCCAGCACUGGGGAUACACCUAAAGCUAAGGCACGAGCUGCUGAUCUUCUGGUGAAUCCUCUGGACCCUCGCAAUGCAGAAACACUCAGAGUGAAGAUAGCGGACCUGGGCAAUGCCUGCUGGGUGCACAAGCACUUUACAGAAGACAUUCAGACCCGGCAGUACCGCUCCAUUGAGGUUCUGAUCGGUGCAGGUUACAGCACUCCUGCAGACAUCUGGAGCACUGCAUGUAUGGCGUUUGAGCUGGCCACAGGAGACUACUUGUUUGAGCCCCACUCAGGAGAGGACUACUCACGCGAUGAAGAUCACAUAGCUCACAUCAUAGAGCUCUUGGGCUGUAUUCCACGACACUUUGCUCUCUCUGGAAAAUAUUCCCGGGAGUUCUUCAACCGGAGAGGUGAGUUGCGGCACAUCACUAAGCUGAAGCCGUGGUCCCUGUUUGACGUAUUGGUAGAGAAGUAUGGCUGGUCGCCUGAGGACGCAGGCCACUUCACGCACUUCCUGCUGCCCAUGCUAGAGAUGGUUCCAGAAAAACGCGCCUCGGCGAGAGACUGCCUGAACCACCCCUGGCUCAACUCGUAGCAUCUUCCCCUCAGACACUCAUUCCCACCCCCUAGUGGCAGCCUCCAGGACUGCACCCUGUUCUCAGUCUGGGGGGGAAAGAAAGAGAGGUGAAAGAGAGAGGGGGGCGGGAAUGAAGCUUAAAGGAGGGACGUACGUGGGCUACUAUAUGACUGUUGGUCUUUAGUUCAGGUUGAAAUCUGCAUUCAUUAUAUACGGUCAGUCUAUCAGGCACAAACACAUACACGCUUAGCUGGUGCUGACCAAUAACUAGGAUAGUCUUUUUCUUCCCCACCCUUAUUCAUAUCAGUAUCACUUGUAUGAAUAGGGUGAUGCAUUGUAUCACAACAGAACAGCAAGAGAAGCAUAUACUGGUUAAUCACACUAAGGCAUAAUCUUACGGAGUACCUGAAGAUGUUUACGUGCUUCAGCCAUAUUUGUGUCUUAAAUCUCUAGCUAAGAGUUGCGGGUACGUUCUGAAAGGCAUGCACCCGUGCCUUGUGCAAAGUCUUCUUGAAUGUUCUUGAACAGUUGAAAUAGUUAGUGAACUCCCCUCAUUAUUUUUUACCAGCCUCAAUGUUCCAAUAGUUAAACUCCAGCUGCCUCCAAAAACUUCAAGGAAUCUCAAGUAUUGGCAUCACUGCCUUGUAUUGACAGGGUGCACUGUGAGCUGGGGGGGAUCAGAUUAUGUUGUAUGUUCUAAAAUCCUGACAUGCAUGUCAGUGUUACUGCUAUUACUGUUUCUCAUGUCUAACAGGAAGCCCACCUGAGUCCCUCUCUGCUCUAUCCCUCUCCUCUCUCUCUUCUCCUCUCCCCCCCUCCCCCACCACAGAGACAGAGCCCCCUGAGCCAAGGUUCUGCCACAGAACUGUUUACAACCCUCCCUCGCCCCUCAGAAUCCACCCCAAGAAAACCUCACAGCUUACACUCACCCAGGGCUGCAUGCCACUCUCCAGGCCCCUGCAGACAUAAAGGAGACUCCAAGACAGCAGGGGGAGCCAGACCUGCUGCCUCUGGAUUAAAACAGAAAUGAAAGAGAGUGCAUAGAAUGAACAAAAAAGGAAUGCAAGAGACUUCUACAGACUGCUCAUUGUUCUUGAUUACUCAGUGGUGAGCUAAUGAAAACAUGGAGAGACCGAUGGCGAAAAAGGACAAGCAAAACGAUGUGCAUUUCACUCAUCUGUUGAGAUUCCUCUACUUUGUUUCUGUCAGUCCGCUCAUUUUUAAACAGGGUGAAGCCAGAGUCCUUGACAGCGAGGGCCUCUGGUUAGAGCCACCUGCUGUUGUUGACGCUCUAAGCAUUCCUGACCCUGCUGCCACAUUUAUGCUUCCUACUGUUGUACAAUGAGAACAAUUCUUUUUAUUUUCGUCAGCAAGCACCUUCAUGUUUCUGGCAAGGCGAACCCAAACCUGUCCUGGUUCUACCUGAACCCCUUUCGUUCCUGAACGUCUCCAACUGAGGAUGUGUAAAAACUGAGGUUGCACUUGUGUUUGUACGUUUCGUUCAAGGAUAACUACCAAUGUACAGAGCUCCACCGGUCCAGCUACAAACUGACAUCUGCUCCACCGCAAAGACUAAAAUGCAGCUUAGUUGAAGGAUGGAGCCUCGCUGCCAUGGAGACAGUUACAGUGACACACCUGUUACUGUGGGUGGCUGUUGGAAUGUGAGACUGACUGUCGCCCCUGUGGCUGAAAGAGGGUACUGCACCCCCCCCGCACACACUGCAGCUCUCUCUCAGUGCCAACGCCACACUUCCACUGUCCAGACUCAAUCUCUCAUCAUCACAGUUAGUCCAGUCGCCUAUUUUCGCAAUAAAAACGAGUAUAAAUAGAUGGUGAAAUAUUUUUAAAAACAAUAUUUAAUUCAUUUAAAAGAAAAAAAAAGAAGAAGAAAUUCUGAUGUUGUGACAGUGACCGAAUUUCGUCUUAUUAUUGAGGUGAUUGUGUUUUGUCCGUUUAGAGAUGUUUUUAUUUCUUUUGUAAUUAUUAUAUGAUUAUAAUUAACUAUUAUUGCCAUUAGUUCUUUUUUUAUUUGGUUGUCAUCUCUUCCCUUUCUCAUUACAUUGAACAGUGCUGCUCUGUAUGGACUAGUGUGAUGGUGAUGAAAUUAAUCAAACAUUUUUGCAAUAAUAGUGAUGAAUUUUUGCACCAAAAGCUCCUGAUCUCUCACUUAGCCAUGCUGACUGUUCUUCCUGACAUUGACAGAAUAGCAUCUCUUCUUGUCUGUGUUUUUCAUCGACAGAUUUAAUAAAAUUGUAAAUUAAUGGA
Colossoma macropomum (tambaqui) is the source of this 5400-nucleotide messenger RNA. RefSeq names its product SRSF protein kinase 2 (gene srpk2). The record is from RefSeq and is a predicted model, not a curated record. Gene Ontology annotation, biological process: regulation of mRNA processing; protein phosphorylation; spliceosomal complex assembly. Gene Ontology annotation, molecular function: protein kinase activity; ATP binding. Lineage: Eukaryota; Metazoa; Chordata; Actinopteri; Characiformes; Serrasalmidae. Bases 724 to 3153 code for a protein of 809 amino acids. The transcript has 15 exons.